Syngnathus typhle (broad-nosed pipefish) is the source of this 1831-nucleotide messenger RNA. It is a transcript of the gene spi1b, whose product is annotated as Spi-1 proto-oncogene b. Gene Ontology annotation, biological process: regulation of transcription by RNA polymerase II; cell differentiation. Lineage: Eukaryota; Metazoa; Chordata; Actinopteri; Syngnathiformes; Syngnathidae. The transcript has 5 exons. Gene Ontology annotation, cellular component: nucleus. Bases 346 to 1140 code for a protein of 264 amino acids. Gene Ontology annotation, molecular function: sequence-specific DNA binding; DNA-binding transcription factor activity, RNA polymerase II-specific. The record is from RefSeq and is a predicted model, not a curated record.
UGUUGAUAAAUGUAACGUUUUGCGGGCUACCCUGAAGCAGUAGACACACUCUGUUGCUCCCACCCACACCAAUUUACAGAAGUUAAAAGUUCCUUUUUCACAGGCAAACAGUGAGCCUAUGCUUAGUUUCUAUUUGUAUUUGAUCCCACUGAUGCUCUCUUGGACUGAUUCAGCUCAGUAGCGUUAACUAUAAAAUAAGAGCAACAGAGGGACAUGUUUUGGUUAUCGUUAAAUGAGAGGAAAUUUUGAAACAUUGUGCAAUGGUGCUGCAAAGGUUUUGAAAGGUUGUGAGAGCUUUUGGUCCGCAAGGUGUCUUUGAGCCCACUCGUUGGAGAAGAAGCCCCCAUGUUGCAUCCCUACAGAAUGGAGAGUUAUCUCAUUGCACCUUCCUCUGAAGAAACGUAUGAUCCAGAGAUCUACAUACAUCAAAUUCCAGAAUAUUAUAGUCCAUAUGUUCUGGAUACAGAGAUGCAGGCAGAUCACUGGGAUUUUCACUCUCAUACUCACGUAUACCCAAUUGAGUUUGAAAAUCUUCAAGAGACAAACUUCACAGAGUUGCAAAGUGUACAGUCUCUGCAUCCACCCGGUCUCAUCCGACACGAGGUCAUGCGCUAUGAUCCAGAAAAUCUACUGGAUCCAAACCUCGGGGCACAUUCUCACAUGUUGCAGCAACCAGUAACGUUCUUCCCACGGACUGCGUAUCCUACACAUGUGUCACAACACAGCACUGAUGAUGAAGAGCAUGGACGCCAAAGUCCCCCCCUGGAGGUGUCUGAUGAGGAGUGUCUUCGAGAACAAGUCCCUUACAUCAUGCCGGGAGAGAUGGGCAACAAAAAGAAGAUUCGUUUGUAUCAGUUCCUGUUGGACCUUUUAAGGAACGGCGAUAUGAAGGACAGUAUCUGGUGGGUGGACAGAGAUAAAGGAAUGUUCCAAUUUUCGUCCAAACACAAGGAGGCUCUCGCACAUCGCUGGGGAAUCCAAAAGGGAAACCGCAAAAAAAUGACCUAUCAAAAGAUGGCGCGUGCUUUGCGCAACUAUGGCAAAACUGGGGAGGUAAAAAAGAUCAAGAAGAAACUGACAUACCAGUUCAGUGAUGAGGUCCUCGGGAAGACUCAUUUGGAGAGAAAGCCAUACAUGUAGGCAGAAGACUGAUGCAACAGCAGUGUUCACUUUUAAUAGUUGAUCUCUGAUGUAACUCACACAUUAGCAUUCCUUGUAAAGAGUAUUAAAAGUAUCACACCCUUAAAACUGCUGGUUUAAACAAUGGACCUACCAAGGAAGUUGGAUCAAUUUGACCCAAGCCAAAAAGAAAUUGUGACUCACAAAGGUGGGUUGUUUCUAACCCAGUAUUUUUAAGGGUGCAUAAAAGCUGUCCAGACGAACUUUAAUAGAUUUCACUGUUAUUUUGCAGCACAUUUAUUUCUCACAGCAUUGAAAUCCAAUGAAAAUAUUAGCCAAUGUCGGCCAUCCGUUUACAUUGCUUUUGCUAUUCACGCUCUAAAAACUACUGGGUCAAAAAAAGGUUGGGUCAAAUCCCCUUAUUUCUAUAAAUUGGGUCAAAUCGGCCAAACUUCAUGGGUCGAUCCACUUUUUAACCCAGCAAUUUUUAGGGUGCAAGGACAUGCAUGGGAAAGCUGAAGCUGGUAAAGUAUGUGUACAGCAAAGUUUCCGUGUGGAAACAAGGCCAUCCCUUUCUAUGUAACCUGUUAUUUAAAGACUAUAGAUUACAGGCUUGAUUUACCGAUAAGUUUGUUAAAAGUAAAAUUUUUGUACAAUAUUAUGAAACUGUAGAAUCACUGAAAACGCAAUAAAAAUUUAUUCAGUUAUGAGA